Messenger RNA from Nicotiana attenuata, 468 nucleotides. RefSeq lists its product as uncharacterized. Lineage: Eukaryota; Viridiplantae; Streptophyta; Magnoliopsida; Solanales; Solanaceae. The coding region runs from base 1 to 468 and encodes 155 amino acids. The transcript is spliced from 2 exons. The record is from RefSeq and is a predicted model, not a curated record.
AUGACAAGACUUCUCUUCAAGUUGUCAAUAUCGCUGCGUAAGGAGGCUUUUGAUAAAAUUGCCAGAGAAGCUAGAGAAAAUGGCAAGAAAGCUAGAUCCACAGCUCCGUUCAAACAAGGCCAGCAUAGUAAGGGUCAGGCCUAUCUGGGGCACAGUUCAACAAAUCAAAGUCAGACUCAGUUCUCCUAUCCUAUUUGUUCCACGUGCAAUAAAAAACAUCUUGGGCAAUGCCUUUUGGGUCAGAGAGGAUGUGAUCACUACUAUGACCUAGGUCACCUUAUGAAAGAUUGUCCACAACUCAAGCAUGCUCCAGGGAAGGAUCUAGCAACUCAGGUAGCACCCACAAGUAAUUCGCUGGUAGCACCUUCUCCAGUUCGGGCACCUAAUGCUCAGACUGGGCGUGGUGCCAAUAGAGGUGGAUCUCAGGGAGGAGGCGGACUAGCCAAAUUCUAUGCAGUUCAAGAUUAG